Molecule: messenger RNA, 327 nt
Organism: Purpureocillium takamizusanense
Lineage: Eukaryota; Fungi; Ascomycota; Sordariomycetes; Hypocreales; Ophiocordycipitaceae
Exons: 2
Coding region: 1-327 (108 amino acids)
Source: RefSeq, a predicted model, not a curated record
AUGAAACAAGUGCAGCCGCCCUUUAUUUUUCCCCGUGUUCGAUACGGCAUUCCACGACUAUUAGCAGCAAUGCUCGCGAAGGGCUCGUGGAUGCCCGCUGCCAGCUACAGUGUCGCUUGCGCUUGCUACGGACAAAUCUCGAACACCAAGUCCGCCGACUCGAUGCAGACCACCAACGGGCUCAUCAUUGCAGCAGUUGUUAGCUGGUGCCAACAAACCAACUUCUGUGCCAGUGGCUGGGAACAGCUGACAGCUUACGGGCUCCCGUCCGUCUGGGCACGGCCCAGGAAGCAGCCAGAGCCCCUAUCCACCACAGUCGCAUGGUGA